Molecule: messenger RNA, 811 nt
Organism: Gavialis gangeticus (Gharial)
Lineage: Eukaryota; Metazoa; Chordata; Crocodylia; Gavialidae
Gene: SPMIP2
Product: chromosome unknown C4orf45 homolog
Exons: 5
Coding region: 104-649 (181 amino acids)
Source: RefSeq, a predicted model, not a curated record
CCAGCCAGGGCUUGACUCUUGUUCUGUCAGCUGGAGACAGAGCCCCACAUCACUGUGAGUGAGCCUCUUUGGAUAACCAGGGGCCAAAGCAAGGGUUUGCACCAUGCCUUUGAAGACCCACAGUCCCUCCCAGCAAGCAGGGUUUUCGGGGAAGAGACUGGUAUUCACAGGCCCAGAUGCUCUAUGGGAUUACAGGACAAAGCAGCCUGAUUAUACACGCUACAUAGGAGCGACAUCUCCAGCACUAGAAGGCACAAGUGAUCUUGAUUAUCUAUUGAGGCCGUCUUCACACAAUCCUACUGUUCCAGCCCACAGACAUUGCUAUGCUGGAGAAAUUGGUUGGGGCGUAAGAGAAUUCAGUCAUCUCGGCAAGAGAAAUCUCAGUGGCAUGCAGAUUAUGAAUGGAUUAUUUCGUCAAGCUGCUGAAGAUAAGAGCACUCAUCGAUACCAAACCCCAUGGCAGCCUCCGCCAGAUAUUCUUGACAAGCAAGGCAACAAUGCCAGGAGUAGGCUUGCCUGGAAUUGGACAGACUAUGAGGACUACAGCCAUCCAAAAAGCAAGUGGAGUGCAAUGAGGGAGGAUAACCAUACUUCACUAGCACCUUUGCAGCCCACUGUAAAGCAAUUGCCAGCAGCAAAAUCAAAGUAAUUCAGCUCGACAUACAUGCUCCUGAAGAUGAAAACAAGUUUAUGCAGAACAUCAUAUUAUGGAACAUGUAAUCAGCUGACAGGCAACAGCAGCAAGCAACUUCAGGCCACAAUAAACUUUAGAAGCACAUUGAAAGAAAACUGUUCUUGGGUGUCUGAAUUU